This is a messenger RNA of Diachasma alloeum, 1090 nucleotides long. RefSeq names its product protein UXT homolog (gene Uxt). The coding region runs from base 140 to 571 and encodes 143 amino acids. Gene Ontology annotation, biological process: negative regulation of transcription by RNA polymerase II. Gene Ontology annotation, molecular function: transcription corepressor activity. The record is from RefSeq and is a predicted model, not a curated record. Lineage: Eukaryota; Metazoa; Arthropoda; Insecta; Hymenoptera; Braconidae. The transcript is spliced from 2 exons.
ACCCAGUGGUUACGUCUUCGCUGAGCAAUCGAAGAGAAAAAUGUUAACACCAAUGUGAUCAGAAAUACCGUAUAAUCGAGCUAUUCGUAGUGACAUCAAAGCUACAUCAAUUUUCUAUAACCUGUAAUCAAUUGCAGCCAUGAAUCCAUCAAUAUCAAAAAAGAUACUGCAGUUCGAGGCCUACAUAAACGACACACUGAAGUCCGACCUAUCGAAAUUAUCCGACAAACUUGAUGAGAAAAAUUCGGAUGUCGCUGAAUUUCUCCAGCUGAAAAGCAUCAUAAUGACCCUGAAGAAUACAAAAUCAAGUGAGACUGGAUUUAAAACAAAAGUUGAUAUUGGAAAUAAUUUUUUUGUCCAGGCUAAAGUCGAGGAUGCCUCGCAAAUACUCGUAGACGUGGGCCUAGGCUAUUACGUAGAAUUUAGUCUCGAUGAUGCUUCAUCGUUGAUUGAAGUUAGAAUUAAAUUAUUGGAGUUGCAGAUUAAGAAUUUGAGGACAGAGAUCAGUAAGACUAAUGCACACAUAAAGCUACUCUUGAUAGGUAUCAGAGAGUUACAGGGGAUCAAGUAGAGAAUGCGAUAUUUUUUUUCAAAUCACUUGAUUCAGUGUGAAAGACGAUUUAAUUUUGUACAAAUACCAAGUGGUGGUUGAAGCACAGCUAAUAAACUCGUUCAACAUGUUGUACCCCUAGACUUUGUGUUUGGCGGGCUGAAGAUCACUCGUGCGGAUUUUAAAAAUCAGCCUCUCUGGCAAAUUUCAUCCACUCGAAAUUUCCCACCAACUGGUGCGUCGCUUUUAAUGUUGACGAGGAACUGCUUUAUUUCAAGUACUUUAUGCGACUACUUGCGCAUAAAUUAGCCUCUCUCUUAUCAAUUACGGGUUCCAAUAAGCCACUUGCUCUCUCCAACAUGAAUUAUCCCUUAAAGUCGAUCAAAGCCUCAUGAAAAUGAAGAAACCAUUCCCCAAUUAACGAAAAUUGUUGUUCCAGAUUUAAAAACACAUAUUGUUUCAACAUCUCCACGAGUAAACUGUAUCAUCAUUUAAGUUACUUAAUUUCUCAUUGCUUUAAUAAAUUUUUAUUUUCUUAAA